AUGUCUCAGCUGCAGCAGCAAAAGCGCGUCGAAGCGGCCGCGCAGCUCAAGCAGGCGGAGAAAGCCCUGACCAGGUGCUCGUUCUGGCUCGUUCAACUAUCUCUCGGCCGCGCCGCUUCUGAAUAA
Messenger RNA from Peronospora matthiolae, 126 nucleotides. The record is from the annotation of a GenBank genome assembly. NCBI's taxonomy places the organism in Eukaryota, Oomycota, Peronosporomycetes, Peronosporales, Peronosporaceae.